CUCCUCCCUCCCCGGUCCCCUUCAGUGCUGAGCUCCGCUUCCUUCUCGGCUCUCAGUCUCUCCUCGCUCCCCAGGAUGUUGCUGAUGUGCAGCCCCGCUCCCCGCACGUUACUCCCGGCUCUGUGCCUUCUGCUCACCGGCUUUCUCUUACUCACCGGGACCGACGGCGACAGCUUCCCCCAGCAGCACACGAUGCAGUUUUGGGCCAAAAGGUUGGAACAGGAGUUUGACAGAGUCAUGCGAAUUUUUGGUGGAAGCCAACAGCUGCGAGGGCUCUAUAAUGAUAAAAGGAACCUGUUUGAGGUGAAGGAAAACGUGCCGCGGAAGCUGGUGGAGAAGGUGGCUGGUGACAUUGAGAGUCUCCUCGCCAAAAAAGUGCGCGCUCUGAAGAGACUGGCUGAGGCUGCAGAGAAGUUCCAGAAGGCUCAUCGCUGGCAGGAUAACAUCAGGGAAGAAGAUAUUGAAUAUUAUGAUUCCAAGGCAGACACAGAAUAUGAAGACCUGGAGGGGGAGGAUGAGCCCAGAGAACCCACACACUCGUUAAAGAUUGACUUUGCAGAUGAUGCCAAUUUUAAGGCGAAGGUGAAUUACAAUUACACAGCAGUGCAAAUCCCCACGGACAUCUACAAGGGCUCUACAGUCAUUCUGAAUGAGCUGAACUGGACAGAUGCCCUAGAAGAUGUCUUCAUCCAAAACCGAUUGGAGGACCCAACGCUGCUGUGGCAAGUCUUUGGUAGCGCCACUGGAGUCACCCGUUAUUACCCAGCCACACCUUGGAGGGCUCCCAGCAAGAUAGACCUGUAUGAUGUCCGUAGGAGACCAUGGUACAUACAGGGAGCCUCUUCGCCAAAGGACAUGGUGAUCAUCGUCGAUGUCAGUGGCAGUGUAAGUGGUCUAACCCUGAAGCUUAUGAAGACAUCUGUCAUGGAGAUGCUGGAUACUUUGUCUGAUGAUGACUACGUGACUGUCGCCUCGUUCCAUGAGAAAGCAGAACCUGUCUCCUGCUUCAAGCAGUUGGUCCAGGCCAAUGUGAGAAAUAAAAAAGUGAUAAAGGAGGCUGUGCAAGACAUGGUGGCCAGAGGGACAACUGACUACAAGGCUGGAUUUGAGUAUGCUUUCAGCCAGCUGCAGAAUACCAGCAUCACCCGUGCCAAUUGUAACAAGAUGAUCAUGAUGUUCACAGAUGGGGGGGAGGAUCGCGUGCAAGAUGUGUUUGAGAGAUACAACUGGCCAAACAAAACUGUGCGUGUAUUUACCUUCUCUGUUGGGCAGCACAAUUAUGAUGUUACUCCUCUUCAGUGGAUGGCCUGUGCGAAUAAGGGUUACUAUUUUGAGAUCCCGUCUAUUGGAGCCAUCAGGAUUAACACUCAGGAGUACCUGGAUGUCCUUGGGCGCCCCAUGGUAUUGGCUGGAAAUGAAGCCAAACAGGUUCAGUGGACUAACGUGUAUCAGGAUGCGCUGGGUCUUGGAUUGGUGGUGACUGGAACUCUGCCUGUGUUUAACCUAACAGAGGAUACAGGGAGUGCUGGGAAGAACCAGUUGAUUCUAGGGGUGAUGGGAAUUGAUGUUGCCUUGGAUGACAUCCGCAAGUUGAUGCCUCGUUACAGUUUGGGAGCCAAUGGAUACAUGUUUGCCAUUGACCUGAAUGGAUAUGUUCUGCUGCAUCCCAACCUGAAGCCACAGAUCAUUAACUUUCAGGAACCAGUGACUCUGGAUUUUCUGGAUGCUGAGCUGGAAGAUGAGAAUAAGGAAGAGAUACGCAGGAAAAUGAUAGAUGGAUUGGAGGGUCAAAAAACUAUCCGCACAUUGGUGAAGUCACUGGAUGAGAGAUACAUUGACGAAUCCGAGAGAACUUAUACAUGGGCUCCCAUACACAGCACAAACUACAGCUUGGGUCUGGUGUUACCUCCAUACAGCUCCUAUUACCUACGUGCAAAUCUGAUUGAUCAGAUUCUCCAGGUGCAGUAUUCUAACAAGAAAACUAAGGAUUUUGAAUCUUUGCUUCCUAACAACUUUGAAUCAGAAGGACGAGUAUUUCUUGCUCCGAGACAAUACUGCAAGGAGCUUGAACAGUCCAACAACAACACUGAAUUUCUUGAAAAUUUUAUAUCAUUAAUGGAAAAAGUAACUCCAGAUUCUAAACACUGUGACAGUUUUCUGCUCCAUAAUUUGAUCUUGGACACGGGAAUCACACGGGAUUUGGCAGAUCGUGUUUGGAAAGACAAGGAUCUUCUCACAUAUGGACUUCUCGCUGUUUUUGCUGCCACUGAUGGAGGAAUAACAAGAGUUUUUCCCAACAAAGCGGCAGAUGAUUGGAUGGAAGAUUUGGAGCCACACAAUGCCACAUACUACCGCAGGAGCCUGGAUAAUAAGGGCUAUAUCUUCAGGGCUCCCUACAGAGAAUCUGGGUACCGGCCCUCUGACCUUGAGAAUAACACUGUUGGCAUUCUGGUGAGCACUGCUGUGGAGCUUGAUGUCUCGGGCAAGAAGCUUAAACCUGCAGUGGUCGGGGUGAAGCUGGACCUGGAAUCUUGGGUGGAAAAGUUCAAAGUUCUGGCUAGUAACCAAUCGGAACGGCACCCGCAGGGACCACACAAGUGCAGUCCCUCUGCCAGCUGUGAGAUGGACUGUGAUGUCAACAAUGAGGAACUCCUGUGUGUGCUGAUUGAUGACGGAGGAUUCCUGGUCAUGUCUAAUCAGCAGGACCACUGGUCUCAGGUUGGGAAGUUCUUCAGCGAAGUGGACCCCAAUCUCAUGUCUGCUCUUUAUAAUAAUUCAUUUUUCACAAGGAAGGAGUCCUAUGAUUACCAGUCUUUGUGUGCCCCAAAGACUGAAAGCAACAAAGGGGCAGCACCUCGUGGAAUCUUUGUGCCAACAAUCGCUGAUGUUCUGAACCUGGCCUGGAUAACCUCAGCAGCUGCUUGGUCUCUGUUCCAGCAUCUCCUCCUCAGUGUCGUAUAUAACAGUUGGCUUCAAGCAGAUGAUAUCACAGCAGAGAAUCUGGAGCCCCGGGAAGCCACUUGCAUCAUGAAACAAACACAGUAUUACUUUGGCAACAUCAACUCGACUUACUCAGCAGUCAUCGACUGUGGCCCUUGCUCCCGGUACUUUCAUGCCCAGAGACUUUCCAACACAAACCUGCUGUUUGUGGUGGCAGAAAAGAUGAUUUGCAGUCAGUGCGACUCCAUGAAACUGGAUCAGGCUGAGACACGCUCUGAGGGACCUGAGCAGUGUGAGCUGGUGCAGAUGCCACGUUACAGGAAAGGGCCACACAUGUGCUUUGACUACAACCCAAUGGAGGACACGUCAGACUGCGGCAGAGGAUACCUGUUCCGGCCGUCGUGGCUCUUGCUGAUGUUACUCCAGGUCCUUAUCCAGUUUGUCUUGCCCCAUGGCUUCUGGUCAACCUCCAGUCGAGGCCUUUAGACGUAAUACAAUCUCCUCCCUCUAUCACUGCGCCUUCCUGAGGCCUGUUUCCUGACGUGGUUACCAUGGCAACCAAAAGAACACCUCUCUUUUUAAUUUUCGGGCUGAGUUACCAGAACAACCAGCGCUUAUUUAGGAUGAUUUUACUGUGACAACAAAGAGACCUUCCUAUGCCAUCGGGGAGAUAUUUGGCAACGCCAUCUGGGAUAGUGGCAGCAGUUACCAUGGCAAGUUUAAAUUCCUGUUGAUUGGGCAUGGUAACCACGGCAACUCUGAGGAGGUCCUGUUUCCUGUUCAUCUGUCUCCAUGGUACCUAUGCUUAGACCUCAGGUUCCAUUACUAUCCUCACUUUAAGGGCCAGGUCUAUCAAAAUCUGCCCCUAUGUCUUGAGUGGGGUCAUGAUCUUAUUGUGACCCUUUGUUUUCCAACAUAAAGUGUGUGGUGGGGCCAUUGUCCUUCUUUUUUUCCCGUACCUUUCCCACACUGAGCUGGGAAGCAGAGGUAAUGUGUUGAUGACAUCAUAUCCAUACAUGCUCAUAUCAUCAAGAUUCAUCAGGUCAUUGUCUGUAGGACUCAUCCAUGUGUUGGGUGACCAUUCAUGUUAGAAAGUGCAUUGAGCCAAAGUCACCUGAGAAGUGACACCAACAUACUGUAAGUGCAAAACCAGGCUGUACGCACAGCAGCACCCUCUGGUGGGCAAUAGCAGUAUUACAGCUCCCAUUUCUCCAUGCAGAGCAUCAGAUCCCUCAAGGCCCAUGAGUAGAGAGAGCCUAGUGUCCAUCAUCUGUUCUAAAUACUUCAUAUUAAUCCUUCUGUCACCUGUAAUGCCGCUGUCUGACUUGAUGCUCAUUGCCGCCCUAGCAACUGACUUUCUCUGAACUGAUCUGCAUGUACGGGGAUCACAAUUCUGCAGCACACGUAUCCCACAAACCUCCCUGUCAUACAGUACGGUACCAAAGAAGCAGGUUUUGACUAAACGUGUUGCAUCUCUUCGGCGUAACGUGUCACAUCUGAACAGGAAGCAAUGGCCACUGUUUGAGUAAUAACGUACCAAAAUGAGCGUCAUCCACCCAAAAUAAUAGCGGUGGCUUUGUCCAUCUGAGAUGUGUUCCGCUGUUCAGCCAAGGUUCCUGACAAGCCGACCUGUUUGGGAAACAUCACAGUGCUCUGCGGAUCUCUCGUUAGCCGUGUGUGAUAGUGCAGUUCUCGUUUAGUCAUUCUCCAUCAUUCUCUGCAGUCCGGAGCUGUCGUGUACAGAUAAUAAUAAUAAUAAUAAGAGCUUGAAGCCCUGUAUUUCCACUUGAAGAGCCGCCUCAAGGCAGAGCACAAUGAUGACACAAGCACAGGGGGCGCUGCACUUAGGAGCUUCAUUUCCCUGUAGCUCUUGAGUGACACAAACCCAGCACAAUAUACAGGGCAGUGGAAAGAUGGAGUGUUCGCUGUGUUUGGAUAGUGUAGUGUGAGGGAAUAGAGACGCUGUGUUCCACAGAAGCACACUAUGACAUUUAUGGAUACUGUCACCCUAUUUGCAAAAGCCUGAACUUUUCCCUGUCACCCUGUGUUCUGACGUCCAUUACUAAAGGUAACCAUUACUAAUCUGUACCGAGUGCCAAGAGGUUCUGCAACACAGAUAACAUUAUACAGGCCGGAGUAUCCCAAACACAAACCCUGCCUGGUACUAUUUAUGCAUCAUACUGUCCCUCUCUACAAUACUUUCUGUUGCUUUAUGGACUCCAGUUCCCGUAACUCUUCCUGGUGCUCAGGCUCUGUCUCUUCUUAUAGUCUUGCGUAUGGUAACUGUGCCCUGUCCCUGUUGCUCACUAUACUCUGCAUUGAUUGCCUGCAUAUUUAUAGCCCUCUUUAUUUUGUUUUUCUCCUUUUGCCUCUAAAUACUAGGAAUAUUUCACUUCAUGCCAAAGGGGUUAACCCCCAAAUUUAUGAGUGUAUUGUCUCUUCUAGAUUUUUGACACUGAUGCUCCUCCUCCAUGCUUUCUACCCAUUGAAUACUGGGAAUUCUCCCUCACCUCCCUCUUACCAUUUAUCCAAUCACAGGGCUGGAUAUUUCAUAUGGGUGCAUGGGACAAAUUGCAGCAGUGGAUAUAUAAACUCCCAUACAUAAGCAGAUAUUGGCUUCCAAAUUGGCUUUCCUCUCUUGCACAUCAAAACUAUGACCUUUCCCUAUGUACUCAGGGAUCAUUGAAACAUCAGUCAGGCCAGGAAGAAAAUUAAUAUGGCCAGGCAACAGCACCUGAGCCAGCCAAUCACAGGGACUUUAACAUAAAUGCCAACUGCAUUUAACUUACCUUUUUGUCCCUAUUUAUUGACGUUGGUAGCUCCUAUGUGGACUGGCAGCCUACAGGACUGUAAUACAACUGGUUUAAUUCAACCAAAACUUGCCUCCAAGUCAAGAAUUCAAAAAUAAUCACCUGUUUUGAGGCCAAAGCAACAUCCAAGGGACUGGUGAGUAAUGUUGCUCAUGAGCCACUGGUUGGGGAUCACUGAUCUAUAGGAACACUAUGCUGUGAAUUACUGAGUAGCCAUUGGAUUUUUGUACAGUCCUCCCAUUCUGAUGUGUAUAAAGUGGAAGAUUAGACUGCCAUAAAAGGCAGCUGCUGUCUCUUUCAGGCUCAUGACAUACUGGGCAUAUUUGACUGCUCAAGUGAAUAUAGUUGCUCCUCUCACUACUCUGUGUGCCUCAGGCAGGGCACUUUUUGCUCAAGCAGUCGGACGUGAGUGUUCUCCACUGGAGGUCAGAGGUGGUCAAAAUGUCCCAUGUGCCAUUAGCCUACAGAACUUUGUCACCAAAUGUCAAAGCCAAAUGACCUCAGAUGCCAACAACAACAAGCUUAAUGUGGAUAAAUUUCUUAAUAGUGAUAAAUUGGGAAUUACCCCAACUGUGCGCCAAGUACAGUCUUUCUCUCCUCUCCUGAGAUAUCAUCCAGACCAUCUAACCAGCCUUACCCAGUGAUGCCAGUUGACUCCAGAGCUUCUCUUUACUAACGUUUGUUCCUAUUGGCCAGAACUCCCAUCUAGCUCCUGUGUUUACUAAAGUGCCAUGCGCUUUAUAUGUGCCCUUAGUUCUACACGAAUAACAACUUUCAUUCUGGUACCCAUUAAGGUCGGCCCCAUAUUGUGCUAUAAAUCCUGCAGAUUCUUUUGGUGCCAUCGCCAAAAAAUUACACAACAUAUAGUUAUUAUUAUAUAUUAUAUAGUUAUUAUUAAUGAUCAGUGAGUCCUAUUUAUCAAUGUAUUAUCAAAUGUAAUUACAAUAUAUACAUAUUUUAGUUGAUUUGACAUAUCAAUGAAUUCACUAGUAACAAAGUUAAUAACCCACCCCUAUAUACACGUUAAGGUUGCAGCUACCUCCAACUCCGACUGAAGCAUUUGCCAUAGUGACCAUUAUGAAAUCCAGCCCUAUCCACUUGCCCCCAUGUUCAUGGCACUAUCUCUUCUCUAUCAAGUGAACAUACUUGGAUCCAUUCAGGAUCCUUCACAAACACGUGUCAGAAGCAACCAAUCAGCAGCUAGCUUUCAUCCUUCUAGUGCAGUUGGUAUGAUGACAGCUAAUAUCUGAUUGGUUGCUUGCUGUGGCUUAUGCCAAUGGAGUGGUUCGUACCAUGUUAUUGAACAAGCCCAUAGCGUCCGUUGUAUAAUGAGAGUAUGCUCACCUUACAUUUACCCUCAUUCUGCCGAUAGAUGCCACAAGUUACCCUCUGCUGAUACUCGGGGAAGGUUGGGAGGGGGCAGAUUAGGGCGAGGAUUCAUUUGUUACUUCCCUUACCCCCCUUGAUGGUCAUUUUGCUUGUAGCUUUUUGCGUGUGUUUGGGCCUUGUUUUGGGAAUGUGACUGUGCUAAGAGGGGUGGUUUGUGUGUGCAUCAGGCAUAUGUCCGCUCGUCCUCGUCAGAUCCUCCAUUCCAGAAGAGAAAUGAAAUCUAUAAAUACGUAUAAAUAUAUAUAAAUAUAUAUAUAUAUCUGGGAGGCUUGAGGGUCAUCGCUGCUGAAAUUUCUCUCCAUCGGUUAGUGGCUUUUUUUCCGUUAACUGGAGCAAAAGUUUAUUUAUUUACUUAUUUAUUUGUACAGAAAAAAGUUCAACAAGUGACAGAAAGUUUGUAAGAUAUUGUGCGUGUGUGAUUUACUUGUAAAAUAUUUUCAAAUGGUUUAUUACAAAGAAUCAGUUAAUAAAUAAUGUGCAUAUUUUCACUUCA
Xenopus laevis (African clawed frog) is the source of this 7632-nucleotide messenger RNA. It is a transcript of the gene cacna2d2.L, whose product is annotated as calcium voltage-gated channel auxiliary subunit alpha2delta 2 L homeolog. The record is from RefSeq and is a predicted model, not a curated record. The coding region runs from base 76 to 3426 and encodes 1116 amino acids. Lineage: Eukaryota; Metazoa; Chordata; Amphibia; Anura; Pipidae. The transcript is spliced from 39 exons.